AUGCACAGUGUGAACGCUCCUACAUUACAAACUAUUCGUAAAACAUUUGCUUCAGCUUCUAGUACUACUACUACCAACUCCUCCACCAUAACCAAGUCCAACUCAAAUUCCUCGAACGCUACCGAUACAAUCGAUACUACUGCUACUACAACAAGCGACAAUGUUGUUGCAAACGUCGACGCUGCUGAAACAGCGCCCUUUACAACAACACCACCAUCACCACCAACCCAUUCACCAUUCUUUAGCAAGCUACCAGUAUCGCCCUCCUUUGACGAGAUGUUCGCCACGUCACCGUUCAAGAGCCGAAUUUAUGACGAAUUCGAAAGAUUUUGGCGUAGCUUUGACCAUACCACAUAACUACAUAGCCAAGCAGCUAUCUACACACCUAUG
Messenger RNA from Bactrocera dorsalis (oriental fruit fly), 390 nucleotides. RefSeq lists its product as uncharacterized. The transcript has 2 exons. Bases 1 to 357 code for a protein of 118 amino acids. The record is from RefSeq and is a predicted model, not a curated record. NCBI's taxonomy places the organism in Eukaryota, Metazoa, Arthropoda, Insecta, Diptera, Tephritidae.